AUCUCGCCGGAAGUGACGCUACGCUACGUGAGUGCGCAUGUUACUUUCACUUUUGAGCUUAAGUCUGUGAUUGUAGCAGCAAUACUUGCAUUAACAGCGGUAUUUAUGCAAUAAGCGACUUAAAUUACAAUCAUGCCUGAAAGUAAGCAUAAAGUAUUGUAUAAUAUUAUUAACUUUCGUAGAUCAGUGUGGAAAAGUUGCUUUCGCGUUCACAAUUAGUAAAGUAUUGCAAGUGUACCCGGACUGACUGACCCUCGAUCGCUAACACCCUAGCACCUAACUACAUGGGGUGGAGCCCGUGGAGGAAAGGAGGCUGAGUGGACGAGCCGCUAUUCCACUCGCUAACACAGUCUCAAAGCUCUACUGCCAUACCAAGCUGUUUGUACUGGACAGCUUGGGCACUACGUCGACCGCUGUCCGUCUCGCGCCGCUCGCGCGACCACGCGUGGGGUGGAAGGGGAUGCAGGGUGGAGGGACCAAGCACUGCCAGCGGUACCUGCUGACCUAAUCAAACGCUCCCGCUACAGUUAGAAGCGAGUGUGAUCGUCCUUUCACCACGUGCUCUCACAGUUGAGGUGGUUGUCGUCUGUGACUGAAGCAGUAUUUGUAUUGCACGGUAUUUAGGCAGUAAACGACAUAAAUUGCAAUCAUGUCCGAAAGAGAAAUGAACAUGUUUUCUAAUCCUCUGCUUCCCAUUGGGCUUGAAGAUGACCACAUGAAAGAUGUACAUCCACUAAAGAAUGAAGAUUUCCAGAAGAUGUUGAUGACACCACUUGGGGCAUCAAAUGUAUUGACUGCAACUAUCAGCCAAGCAAAGCGAAGGGCAGAGUUCAAAGUAGAUAAGGAGGAAGAUGCUGCCACUAUGAGGAAAAAGAAAAAGAGCUACUAUGCUAAACUUCAAAGAGAUAAAGAAGAAAGGCAGAAGGAGCUAGCAUCAAAACACAAGGACAGAGCAAGGGAGCGAUGUGGUGGUCUAAACAGGGAUGAACCAGAGCAGAUGAGCACAAGGGAUGAUUACAGGGCAGUGGCUCCUGAUGCGAAAUCGGAAGAAGAGGACCCGGAAGAAAAGAUCGAGUUCAAAACAAAACUGGGGUACAACAUCUAUCGCACAUUAUUCAAAAACAAAAUCCCGCCACAUAACGAACCUUUUCUCCCCAAACGGAUGGCAUGUGCUGUGGACCUGGAAGAUGGUAAUUUUGACAUACCAAGUACCAUCAUAUGCAGCAAGGCUGACAGUCCAAGCUUGGAGAACACCGCAAAGUUGACAACACAGGACCUUGUUAUCAACAAAGUGAUACAGAUUUUUUCCGAUCUACGGCUAGGCAAACGUGAACUCCAGGAGAAAGGAAAACAGAAAGAGGAUGACAAGCCUAAAGAAAAACCUGUGGGUGCUGAUGAAAGGGCGGCAGCCAAAGCCAAAGAGGAGCGACUCAAAAAGCUGAAGGCAAAAACAGAGAUUGACAGCUUCACUGAAUGCUACCCUGGAAUGAUGGAAUCAGCUGAUGCUAUUGACGACUCUGAUGAGGAAGCAGGCUACACAAGGAAGGACCGCGGCAGCAAGAAGGGACCAGUUGGACGUUGGGGCUUUGACACGCAAGAAGAAUACAGUUCCUACAUGUCUAGAAGAGAAGAUUUACCAAAGGCAGCCUUGCAGUAUGGAAGGAAGAUGUCUGAUGGUCGUAAAUCACGUAGAGUUGGACCCAGACUAGACAGGGAACUUAAACAAAGCCACAGAGUCACCGAGAAACUAAAAGCUGGUGAUUCAAGGAAGCAUAAAUAUUAGUUCCAGCAAUUGAAAAAACAUCAGGAUACACAGAUCAUAUGCUGUUGGUGUUUGCAAGCCUAAAUAUUUGCUGGUGAUAUUUUUUUUCUGUAAGUUUUGUUCCAUCUUUUCUUUCGCUCAUUCAUGUUUGAUUAUUAAACUGUGUUUGCUUGAUAACCAAUAUUGUCUAUUGUUUUUGCCUUUGGUUUCCAGUCAGUCCAGAGUGGCGUAGUAUCACUUGUUAUUGGUUAUAGACUAUAUUGAGGUCAGUGUAAAACUUGUGUAAAAGAAGAGAUACUGAAAACAAAUUAGAAAAUUAAAUAAAUUAAAAAAAAAUU
Molecule: messenger RNA, 2100 nt
Organism: Pomacea canaliculata
Lineage: Eukaryota; Metazoa; Mollusca; Gastropoda; Architaenioglossa; Ampullariidae
Product: protein Red-like
Exons: 13
Coding region: 650-1783 (377 amino acids)
Biological process (GO): mRNA splicing, via spliceosome
Cellular component (GO): nucleus
Source: RefSeq, a predicted model, not a curated record